Corapipo altera (White-ruffed manakin) is the source of this 1430-nucleotide messenger RNA. RefSeq names its product beta-1,3-glucuronyltransferase 2 (gene B3GAT2). Gene Ontology annotation, cellular component: Golgi membrane. Gene Ontology annotation, biological process: carbohydrate metabolic process; chondroitin sulfate proteoglycan biosynthetic process. NCBI's taxonomy places the organism in Eukaryota, Metazoa, Chordata, Aves, Passeriformes, Pipridae. Bases 42 to 962 code for a protein of 306 amino acids. The transcript has 4 exons. Gene Ontology annotation, molecular function: galactosylgalactosylxylosylprotein 3-beta-glucuronosyltransferase activity. The record is from RefSeq and is a predicted model, not a curated record.
GGCGCUGAGCGGAGGCGCGGCGGGAGGGCGGCGGGGGCAGCAUGAAGUCCCUGCUAUUCAGCCGCUUCCUCCUGCUGCUGCCCUGGGUGCUCAUCGUCAUCAUCGUGCUGGACAUCGAUAGUAGCCGGGCGCCGCUGCCCGCGCUGUACCCCCGCGGCGGGGGUGAGGGCGGGAGCGGCGGGGAGCGGCCUCCCGCCCCGCGGCGGCGGCCCGAGGCGGUGCUGCCCACCAUCUAUGCCAUCACGCCCACCUACAGCCGCCCGGUGCAGAAGGCCGAGCUCACCCGCCUGGCCAACACCUUCCGGCAGGUGUCGCGGCUCCACUGGAUCCUGGUGGAGGACGCGGCGGCGCGCAGCGAGCUGGUGACCCGGUUCGUGGCGGGCGCGGGGCUGCCCUGCACGCACCUGCACGUCCCCACGCCGCGCCGCUACAAGCGCCCGGGGCUGCCCCGCGCCACCGAGCAGCGCAACGCCGGCCUGGCCUGGCUGCGGCAGCGGCACCAGCACCUGCCGCCCCCGCAGCCCGGGGUGCUCUUCUUCGCCGACGACGACAACACCUACAGCCUGGAGCUGUUCCAGGAGAUGCGCACAACACGCAAGGUGUCCGUGUGGCCCGUGGGACUGGUCGGGGGACGGCGGUACGAGCGCCCAGUCGUGGAGAACGGCAAAGUUGUUGGCUGGUACACGGGCUGGAGAGCGGACAGGCCCUUUGCUAUUGACAUGGCAGGAUUUGCUGUGAGUCUUCAAGUGAUCCUGUCGCAUCCCAAAGCCGUGUUCAAGCGUCGUGGUUCUCAACCAGGAAUGCAAGAAUCUGAUUUUCUGAAACAGAUAACAACAGUGGAGGAACUGGAGCCAAAAGCAAACAACUGCACAAAGGUUCUGGUAUGGCACACGAGAACAGAGAAGGUGAAUCUAGCUAACGAGCCAAAGUACCACCUGGAUACAGUCAAUAUUGAGGUAUGAUGUGGGGAGACAGUCACACAGCAAGUGCAGGACAAUGGACGCGUCAGGACGUGUUUGAAUUCAGCCAGUUAAAAUCAUCUGGUUCUGUGUGAGACCUGAUGGACUUCUGUGGAAACAAAAGGAAGUUGUCAGAGACUCUAGUAGGCAAAUCAAGUGGGUGUGCUUGUUCUAACUUGUCUGCAUGCAUUUCUGAACUCUCGGCUUAAUAAACUGACACUUACCUUUGUUUUAACGCUGUUUCCACAUAGAGAAAUGUGGUGUAAUGGUAUUUUUUCAAAAUCAUUAUUUAUGUAUAUACUUUUUGUAUUUAUCCAGCUUAAUGGUGUAAUUAUAAACUGAUUUUAACUCACAAACUGUUGAUCUAAAUAUCUGCAUAAAUGGAUCCUCCAAACUGAACAUGUUUUACUUCAUUAGAAGUAGCGGCCAAAUAGGUUGUACAAUAACAAAAUAAAAACCCAGAGUCACUUA